AAACGGAUUAAUGAUGAAAUACUUAGUCCUAUCAGUUUGCGCAUUGUCUGUAUUGGGAUUCAUUAAACCCCAAUAUGAUUCAGGUAUUGAUUAAAGUUUGCAUUGGGCAUAAACUCCCUAUCAUCCUUUACAGCAAAGUGUUGAGUAAUUCAUCCUAAUAUACAUUGAUUAGAGUGGGAAGAAGCUUCUAAACAUUAGUCAAAUUCAACAAGCCCUUCAAAUCAACACCCACUGUAAUAUUGGCACCAAUCAAAUAUGAUUUUGGAGACACUUUACCAUAAGGUUUCGAUAUUCAAUUGAGUGCUGUCAAUACCGUUGGCUUCACAAUCACAUAUGUUGCAUUAAGUCCGGCUACUAUCUUCGGUUUUGAUGUAUCAUGGGCAGCUAUUUUGGAUAGCAAUAUCUAUACAUACGAAUUGCAAACAAACAAUUUACCAGUCGUCAAAUCAAAUAAAGAAGGAACGACUAGAUCAUAACCAUUAGAAGUGACAUUCCCAGAAAAUUGGUCACUCAAAAGUGCACCAAAUGUCGCCAUCUUUAUCUUGGGACUUAAAAUGGUUGAAGCUUGGCCUAAAAUUACAGUUAACAUGGCAGUCAUCACCAAAACAUCAGCUUAAUUCAAGGUGAUUGUUGGACAAAAGGGAACCAUCGAAUUCCUUAGAGUCAAUAUGAUUAUCGGUGAAAAGGAUACCUUAUUAGUUGGAACUAUUUUACACAAAACAAGCGGAGCUUCUGAUCCUUUGAAUGCUGUUAAUCCUGAAUCAGAAAGAGUCAAGAAGUAUGAAGACAAGAUCACUGAUGAAAUUUUCCUUAAAACACCUAGAUAUACAUUGUAUGGAAUCAGUGGUUUAUAUUACAAUUUUGGUGCAUUCUGCAGAUUCUUAACUAAGAACUAUUUACUUGUUAAAGAUAAGAUAUCCGUUGAAAUCGGAACAUGUAAUUUUUGAUCCAUAAAUCAAUCUAGGGUAGAAUUCACAAUUAUUGGAAGGGUAAAUUUCUUGGUUUGUGUAUGUUCCUAAACCAGAUGCUGGUGUGACUGAUCCUGAUUGUGCUUAAGUUUGGGAAUCAUGUAACUAUCAAGGAGACUCAUUUACUGUAUGCGAUAGAAAGAUGUCUUUCCCCAAAGAUGGAUGGAACAAACCAGUAUUGAUUUUAUAUAUUCUAGGUUAAAAGUUUCAAAGUUCCUGAUGGAAAGGUUCUUAAAGUUUAUAAUGAAGAAAACCUUAAAGGAUUAUCAAUCAGAAUUGAAAAAGAUUUACCAUGCAUGGAAGUGCCUAAAUUCUCUUUCUUACAACUUGUAGGAAGCUUAGGAGAUGAUAAAUUCUGGGACAAUGACUGAGUCGGCAAUAU
Paramecium octaurelia is the source of this 1350-nucleotide messenger RNA. Lineage: Eukaryota; Ciliophora; Oligohymenophorea; Peniculida; Parameciidae. The record is from the annotation of a GenBank genome assembly.